AGUGUUUUUUUUUAUAAAAAAAUCUACAGGACUUUAAAUCAUGGCGGAUACAAUGGUUGCUCAUUUGGAUCGACACAAUAAGAUAGAUGUUGAGAUCUCAGAAGAUGAUAACAGAUUAACAAAACUGUGCUCUCUGAAGAAGAAGGCAAUAAAUGCGACGAACAAGUUUAAGCACUCCAUGACCAAGAAAGGUCGAAGGCAUAGCCGUGUGGCGUGUGUCUCAAUCGUUGAUGAAAUCGAUACAGAAGAGUUGCAAGCGGUUGAUGCUUUCCGUCAAGCUCUUAUUUUAGACGAACUACUUCCCUCUAAACACGAUGAUCAUCACAUGAUGCUUAGGUUCUUGAGGGCAAGAAAGUUUGAUCUCGAAAAGGCGAAGCAUAUGUGGGCUGAUAUGCUUAACUGGAGGAAAGAAUAUGGCGCAGACACGAUCAUGGAGGACUUUGAUUUCAAAGAAAUCGACGAAGUGGUUCAGUAUUAUCCACAAGGAUAUCAUGGUGUUGACAAGGAAGGAAGACCUAUCUAUAUUGAGAGGCUAGGCCAAGUUGAUGCCACAAAGCUGAUGAAAGUGACCACAAUUGAUAGGUACGUGAAGUACCAUGUCAAAGAGUUUGAGAAGACUUUCAACGUCAAAUUCCCGGCUUGUUCCAUCGCUGCGAAAAGACACAUUGAUCAGAGCACAACGAUCUUGGAUGUUCAAGGCGUGGGGCUUAAUAACUUCAACAAAGCUGCAAAAGAUCUUCUUCAGAGUAUUCAGAAAAUCGACAACGAUAACUACCCUGAGACGCUGAACCGUAUGUUCAUCAUCAAUGCUGGUUAUGGGUUUAGGCUUUUAUGGAGCACAGUGAAAUCUUUCCUUGACCCAAAGACUACAGCGAAGAUUCACGUUCUUGGCAACAAAUACCAAAGCAAACUUCUAGAAAUCAUUGAGGCCAAUGAGCUGCCUGAGUUCUUGGGUGGUAAGUGCACCUGCGCAGACAAAGGUGGAUGUAUGCGUUCAGACAAAGGUCCGUGGAACGACCCUGAGAUCUUCAAGUUGGUUCAGAACGGUGAAGGUAGAUGCCUGCGGAGGAGCUUGUCAGGGAUCGAGGAAAAGACAAUCUCUGAGUAUAACAACGAAACAAAGAAGAAAUGCGAACCAGAAGAGACUUAUAAGCAAUCUGCUGCUGAGAAGGAGAAGAAGUUCAUCGACAAGAAUGUGGAUGCUGCUCAUUGGCCUACAAAGCUUAACAAGGCUAACAACAACUCUACCGAGCUUAAAGAUGUGUACUCAGCUGUGAAUCCGUUGGAGAGGAGAGGGUACUUAUAUGGCAGCGUGAUGGCAUUGCUAAUGGGGAUAGUGGGAGUGAUGAGGCUAACCAAGAACAUGCCAAGGAAGCUCACCGAGGCAAAUGUGUAUAGCCGAGAAGGCAGCGCCGUGUACCAGGACGGAGUGACUGUUAUGUCGAGGCAGGAGUAUAUGGCGAUGGUGAAGAAGAUGACAGAUCUCGAGGAGAAGUGUAAGUCCAUGGAAGCUCAGGCUGCGUUUUCUAUGGAGAGGGAGAAGAUUCUAGACGCUGCACUUCGUCGUGUUGAACAGCUCGAGCUUCAGUUGUCUGAAACCAACAAGGCACUGGACGAGACAAUGACGAGGCAACAUGAGAUAAUGGCUUACAUCGAGAAGAAAAAGAAGAAGAAGAGAAAGUUCUUAUUAUUCUAGAAGACUGCAUCAGAGGUUAACAGUAGCCUCAGCCUUAAAGCUUCCAAUUUCUAAGAAGCCUGGAAUAUAAAACAUAAUUCCAAUUACUGUAAUCUUAUAAAUAUGGAUACUGGAGAAGAUAUAAAGAUGAAGUCAUGUU
Molecule: messenger RNA, 1835 nt
Organism: Arabidopsis arenosa
Lineage: Eukaryota; Viridiplantae; Streptophyta; Magnoliopsida; Brassicales; Brassicaceae
Source: the annotation of a GenBank genome assembly